AUGGCUGAGGUAUAUCCGUCAUUGGCACAAUGUGCCAUCGUUGCGGGAGCCCUCAAGGUACUACUCUUCCCAGCAUACAAGUCUACCGACUUUGAGGUCCACCGGAAUUGGCUUGCUAUCACUCAUUCGCUUCCGAUUCAAGAAUGGUACUAUGAGAAAACUUCAGAAUGGACUCUCGACUAUCCCCCAUUCUUUGCGGCCUUCGAAUGGGUAAUGUCGCAAGCUGCAGCAUAUGUGGAUCCCGCAAUGCUGGUCGUUAAGAACCUAGGAUAUGACUCGUGGGAGACUAUUUAUUUCCAGAGAGCGACGGUUAUAUUUACUGAGCUGGUUCUGGUCUAUGCGCUCAGCCGAUUCGUCAAGUCCGCUCCAUUUGCAAGCAAACAGGCUGCUCAUGUUGCCAGUCUCUCGAUUCUCCUCUCACCGGGCCUAUUCAUCAUCGACCACAUUCAUUUCCAAUACAAUGGGUUCAUGUAUGGGAUCUUGAUUUUAUCCAUUGUUCUCGCGCGAGAGCAAUCAAAGCUUCUCAGCGGCAUCGUUUUCGCGAUCUUACUUUGCUUCAAGCAUAUCUACCUCUACCUCUCCCUCGCCUAUUUCGUCUACCUGCUACGAGCAUACUGCCUAGACCCGAAGAAUGUCUUGCGACCACGUUUUGGCAAUAUUAUCAAAUUAGGGACUUGUGUGGUGGGCAUCUUUGCGAUAGCGUUUGGUCCAUUUGUUCAAUGGGGGCAGAUUCUUCAGUUGAAGGACCGGCUGUUCCCCUUCUCACGAGGACUGUGCCAUGCAUACUGGGCGCCCAACAUUUGGGCCAUGUAUUCGUUCGCUGAUCGAGCUCUCAUUCCAUUGGCUCCACGCUUGGGAUUGUCUGUGAACUCAGAAGCGCUCAAUAGCGUGACCCGAGGACUCGUGGGAGAUACAUCCUUUGCCAUUCUUCCCGAGAUCAGCAGCCAGCAAACCUUCGUAUUGACCUUCCUCUUCCAGUUGGUCCCUCUAGUCAAGUUAUGGUUUCAACCAGACUGGGAUACUUUUGUCGGCGCACUUACUCUUUGCGGCUACGCUUCUUUCCUCUUUGGCUGGCACGUCCACGAGAAAGCCGUUCUCCUUAUUAUCAUUCCAUUCAGUCUGAUUGCCCUCAAGGAUCGACGCCAUUUCAGCGCGUUCCGACCUCUCGCGGUCGCAGGACAUGUGUCUUUGUUCCCCUUGCUAUUCACAGCCGCCGAGUUCCCACUCAAGACCGUUUACACUGUCUUCUGGCUGAUUCUGUUCCUCUUCAUCUUUGACCGUGUGGCACCUGUCCCGGAGCGCCCACGUAUCUUCGUUUUCGACCGCCUGUCCUUGCUAUACCUCACAUUCGCCAUCCCGCUGAUUGUUUAUUGCUCUCUACUGCAUCAACUCAUCUUUGGGUUCGAGCGGUUGCAGUUCUUGCCUCUGAUGUUUAUGAGUAGUUACUCUGCGCUUGGAGUUGUUGGGAGCUGGAUUGGGUUCAUGGUUGUCUACUUCACUGCGUAG
Molecule: messenger RNA, 1506 nt
Organism: Penicillium malachiteum
Lineage: Eukaryota; Fungi; Ascomycota; Eurotiomycetes; Eurotiales; Aspergillaceae
Product: dolichyl-P-Glc:Glc1Man(9)GlcNAc(2)-PP-dolichol alpha-1,3-glucosyltransferase ALG8
Exons: 6
Coding region: 1-1506 (501 amino acids)
Biological process (GO): protein N-linked glycosylation
Cellular component (GO): endoplasmic reticulum membrane
Molecular function (GO): dolichyl pyrophosphate Glc1Man9GlcNAc2 alpha-1,3-glucosyltransferase activity
Source: RefSeq, a predicted model, not a curated record